Messenger RNA from Oryza sativa Japonica Group (Japanese rice), 2534 nucleotides. RefSeq names its product GTP-binding protein At3g49725, chloroplastic. Gene Ontology annotation, cellular component: cytoplasm. The record is from RefSeq and is a predicted model, not a curated record. Lineage: Eukaryota; Viridiplantae; Streptophyta; Magnoliopsida; Poales; Poaceae. Gene Ontology annotation, molecular function: GTP binding; ribosome binding.
UUGCUGCCGCUCUCGCCAUACCGACUCGUGUCGCACGGUCGCGCAGUCGCACCGUCGCGGUUCGUCCCACGAUCCCUCGUGGACUCGAUCCAACCGCUCUCCUCCAUCAGUGCCCGAGUGCUAGACCGGUGGGACCCAACGCCACACCACCGGCCGCCGCCGCCGCGCCGCCAUUCGCGAUGCUCCGCGCCGCCGUCUCCCGCCUGCGCGCGCACCUCCACCCCCACCCUCACGCCCACCACCACCACGGCCUACCCUCCGUGACGCCCGCUCCGCUCCGCUCCCUCUCCACCCGCUGGGGCAAGCGCUCCUCCCCGACCGCGUCGCCGCCCGCCGACUCCGACGACGAGGGCUCCCCGCGCGGCCUCUCCCUGCUCCCCCGCGACCCUGAGCGCCCGCCGCGGCUGCUGGUGGUGCAGCCGCGCCUCCGCCCGGGCUCGCUCCUCGACUCCAAGCUCGCCGAGGCCCUCAACCUCGCCAACUCCCUCGAGGAGCCGCGCGACGGCUUCUACAAGGAAGGUCUCGCCGCCAAGGGCGCCCCGCCCCACCUCGUCGCCCAGAACCCCUCAUCCCGCGGCCGCUCCCAUGUCGAUAAAUUUUUUGGACCUGGAACUGUGGAUAAUGUUAAGUGCUACCUGAGGACAUCGGAAUCAGAGGAAGGAGUAGAUGCAGUUUUUGUUAAUGCAAUUCUCACUGGAAUCCAACAAAGGAACUUGGAGGUUGCCUGGGGUAAGCCGGUUUUAGAUCGUGUUGGGCUUAUAAUUGAGAUAUUUAAUGCUCACGCUGAAACAAAAGAAGCAAAAUUACAGUCAGAGUUAGCAGCUCUCAUGUACAUGAAGACUAGACUUGUCCGUGUCCGUGGUCCAGGUGGACGAUUAACUUUUGGUUCGAGUGGUGAAGCUGAAGUUGUAAGUGCUCGAGGGAGAGGAAGUGGGGGACGUGGCUUCAUAAGUGGUGCUGGUGAAACAGAACUUCAACUACAGCGGAGGAGAAUCCAGGAAUGCCGUGUCAGAUUGUUAGCUCAAAUUGAAGAUGUACGUCGAACUAGAGCGAUACAACGCUCAAAUCGAAAACGGCAUGGCAACUCAUUUGGUCAAGAGCUUGUAACUGUUGCUGUUGUUGGCUACACUAAUGCAGGAAAAUCCACUCUAGUGAGUGCACUUUCUGAAACUGAUCUAUACAGUGAUGACAGGCUAUUUGCUACAGUGGAUCCCCGCUUACGCAGUGUGAUCCUCCCAUCAGGGAGAAAAGCACUUCUUAGCGAUACUGUUGGCUUCAUCUCAGACUUGCCUGUGCAGCUAGUGGAAGCAUUUCAUGCUACUUUGGAAGAAGUUGUUGAAGCAGAUAUGUUAGUGCAUGUAUUAGAUUCUAGUGCUCCUAAUAUCGAGGAACAUCGUUCUACUGUUCUGCAAGUAUUGCAACAGAUUGGUGUUUCACAGGAUAAAAUCAACAGUAUGAUCGAAGUUUGGAAUAAGAUUGAUAUUGUGGACAACAAUGAUAAUGAUGUAACUGAUGAUAUUGAAGAUGAGAUUUUCCUGACCGAAGGUGAGGAGGAUAAGGAGGAAGAAUUAUUUUCUGAAAACGAUGUGCCUGCAGAAGAAUCAUCAUUUGAGUCCUUGGAUGAUGGAACAGACUCCGAAUAUUUAUCAGAGGAAAAUUUGGAAGGCAACAAUGGUGAAAUAUCAUCCUCACUUGAGCCUAGUGAGAUGAGAGCAAUGAACUCAGUAUCAUCAUCAUCAAAAGAUUGUUUUGGAGAGCUUUGUGGUCCAGAAACUAUUAGUACAGAUAGCUGCAGUUCAACACAACCAAUGUCCACUUGUCAUGUGAAAACUUCUGCAGUGACAGGGACAGGAUUGCAAGAGUUACUGGAGCUAAUAGAUAAGAAACUAACCGAGCGGCAAACUAUUGUGGAGAGAAGCUAUGGGCCUUUUGAUAGAAAAUGGAGACCAUCUUCUUCUGUGGUUGGUGAAAAGGCCGCAGAACAGUAGCAUUUGAUUCAUGUGGCAAAGAGCCAAGGAGUGGUUCGAGGCACAUCGGCUGCUUGUAUCUUCUCGCUCCAUGUGCCUGACAUUUCAGGCCCGAAAAUUGCCACCUGAGUCGUCCCAUCAAGGCAAUGCCCGAUGACUUGGUUGGCAAAUUCGAGAAAAAAGUUUUUGCAGAAAGUUGGCGCAGUUUGGAAUGCUGGAAUUUUUGUUUAUGCCUACAGGAAUUGAAGUGAUCCUCGUGAAAAUCGUUCUACUAGUACGUCCCGAAGAGGACUUUCUCCUUACAUUAGUACAUUACAGGUGUUUAUACUCAGUCAGUUUGCUGGAGAGUUUAGUUGGAUGAUGCGGAAGUAAUAAAGCUGUCGUGUAUGUAUGAUAUUCAAAGCAAUCAUCGGUAGCUUGAAAAUUCUCAGGAUAGAAGUUUAACCCAAUGCAUUACUCGACAGCCUUUAAUUCGGCAUGACUAAUUCUUGUGCUUGUAUUUGGCCUAUUCGCAUCGUGAAGGAGAUUGUGCUUUUAAAGAGAUUCAGUAAUCAGUCUGCUCCACCA